AUGGACCCCUCCAUCCUUCGCGAGCUCUCGAAGCUCGACCCCGCGGUACCGUUCCGCUCAUCGACCGAUCAUCUGCAUCACACAUGGGCCAAGACAUUCUUCUCGCGCCCGGAGUUGUACAUCCGCCCACAAACCAUUCCAGAGAUCCAACAGCUGGUGACUCUCGCCCGUCGCUGUCGUCGCCGCAUCGUAACAGUCGGCAGCGGCCACUCGCCCUCCGAUUUGACUUGCACCUCGUCAUGGCUUGUCAACCUCGACAACUUCAAUCGCAUCCUCCACGUUGACCCGUCAACUGGCUCGGUAACCGUCGAAGCAGGCAUCCGAUUGAGCGAACUGGGCGCACAACUGGAGAAACAUGGCCUGACACUUGAGAACCUGGGCAGCAUCGACAGCCAAUCCAUAGCUGGCGUCAUCGCCACUGGCACCCACGGCAGCUCCCUACGCCACGGCCUGGUGUCGGAAUGCAUCGACUCACUCGGCCUGGUACUCGCCAAUGGCCAGCUAGUACGCUGCAGCCCGACAAACAACCCGGACCUGUUCCGCGCGGGACUGGUGUCGCUCGGAGCGCUCGGAAUCGUCGUCGAGGUCACCUUCAAAGCGACGCGCACGUUCAAUAUCGCCUGGCGCCAGGAGCGGUAUUCGCUAGCUCGCGUGCUGGACGAAUGGUCGACGGGUCUGUGGACAUCGCAUGAGUUCGUGCGCGUUUGGUGGCUGCCUUAUGAGAAAGGCGCUAUUGUCUGGCGUGCUGAUAAAACCGACCUCCCGCUGCGCGCUCCCCGAAAAACUUCUACGGCGACUCGCUAG
Molecule: messenger RNA, 804 nt
Organism: Penicillium samsonianum
Lineage: Eukaryota; Fungi; Ascomycota; Eurotiomycetes; Eurotiales; Aspergillaceae
Product: L-gulonolactone/D-arabinono-1-4-lactone oxidase
Exons: 1
Coding region: 1-804 (267 amino acids)
Cellular component (GO): membrane; mitochondrion
Molecular function (GO): FAD binding; D-arabinono-1,4-lactone oxidase activity
Source: RefSeq, a predicted model, not a curated record